AUGGGCGCGCUCGACUGGAUCAAUCCAGUCUGCUCAGGGCUGCCCUACAACCCAGAGACCUGGGACGUCGAUGCCUGCUUCCUCGCGACGACCGCCUCGCUCGUACCCUCGAUCGUCCUCGCCGUUGGCGGAGGGUACGACUUUCGCGGGCUCUGGCGGCGGUACAAGACUGGCGAGAGGGCGCGGCUAUCAAAGCAGGGCAAGGCGGCGUAUGGAUUGAAGCUGGCUCUCCUGGCUGGCCUCGUGCUCGUUCAGGUCGGCUACACUGCCGUGGUUGCGGUUGAAGCGCAUCGGGCGGGACGAGGAGGAAUACGCAUCUGGCGAGAAGCUCGCUUCCCGUUCGCUCUGGUGACAUUGGCCGCCUACCUCUUCGCCCACUGCCUCGAGACUGCUUCUCACCUCCUCCCCCCUCACGCCUCGACUCCUCUUCUUUUCUGGUCACUUCUCUCCUGCGCAAUCUCGACCAUCGCUCUUCGCUCCGCCCUCAUUGCCCCCGUCCCUCCCCACGACCUGCGCGGCACCCCUCUCGCACACUUCAUCUUCCUCGUCGUCCGUCUGUCGCUCCUCGGCACUUUCUUCGGCCUCGAACUCCUCGGCCCGCAAGGAUGGGAGGGCAUGACCUGGCGUGAUUUCGUGCCUUUCGUUGAGAGCCAGGGGAAGAUCAGGCUCGGGGAAGAUGAGGAGCAGCGGAGAGACGGAACGGCGGAGGAUGGAGAGGACUGGGAGCAGCAGGACUGCCCGAGGCUCCGCGCCAACAUCUUUCAGUGCCUCACUUUCUCGUGGAUGACGCCUUUGAUGAAGCUCGGCUACCGCAAGUUCCUGACCGAGGAGGAUCUCUGGGCUCUUCCGCCCGACGACACGGCGGAAUCUCUCAGCAACCGCCUCGAAACGGCCUGGCAGGCUCGUCGCGCUCGCCUCGCUGCCAAGACUCACUCGACGCCCGCUCUUCCCGGCCAGGAGGCCACCUUCGCUGUCACACCGGCGGACGGCAGGCAGAAGAAGGACAGCGAGAAGGAGAAGAAGCCGAGUCUCACGGGCGCCCUCGUCAGCGCCUACGGCGGCCCGUUCUUCGUUGCCGCGCUCUUCAAGCUCGGCCAGGACUCGCUCGCUUUCUUGCAGCCGUGGCUCUUGAAGCGGCUUCUCCUGUUCGUGGCGUCGUACAACUCGGUCGACGGCGAGCCCGCAUCGCACGGCUACAUCAUCGCAGUCUCAAUGUUCUUCUGUGCCAUCACGCAGACGAUCCUCCUGCACUGUUACUUCUCUCGCGUCUUCGAGACCGGCAUGCGCGUCCGCGCCGGCCUCAUCUCGCUCAUUUACAAGAAGGCCCUCGUUCUUUCGCCGGCUGAGCGUGGCGGUCGUCUCACGGGCGACAUCGUCAACCUCCAGUCGACCGACUCGACUCGACUGCAAGAUCUCUGCACCUACGGACAGAUCGCCUGGUCCGGCGUCUUCCAAAUCACCUUAGCCUUCAUAAGCUUGUAUAGCCUGCUCGGCUGGACUAUGCUCGUCGGUGUCGGCGUGAUGGUUGCCACGAUGCCGUUGACGGCCGCGAUCGCGCGGUACCAGACCAAGUUGCAGCGUCAGCAGAUGAAGAACAAGGACCAGCGCACAUCGAUUAUGAGCGAGAUCCUCAACAACAUCCGCUCGAUCAAGCUCUACGCCUGGGAGGACUCGUUCGCGCAGCGCCUCUUUGACGUCCGCAACAACAAGGAAUUGCGCAUGCUCAGGAAGAUGGGCUAUCUCUCGGCAGCCUCCAACUUCCUCUGGUCCUUCUCGCCCUUCGCCGUCGCCUUCUCGUCCUUCGCCACGUUCUCUAUCAUCACCGGCAAGCCCCUCACGAGUGACAUCGUCUUCCCGGCUAUCACGCUCUUCCAGCUCCUCAGCUUCCCGCUCGCCGUUCUCCCCGUCGUGUUCUCUUCCCUCGUUGAGGCCUACGUCUCAGUCGACCGUAUCACCGACUUUCUCGUCGCCAAGGAGCUCCAGGCAUCGGCAGUCAGCGUCUCGGUGCCGCGUCGUGAGCUCAAAUCUGGAGAUGAGCUCGUCUCGAUCGUCCAGGGCGACUUCACCUGGUCGUCCCUGCCUGCGCCCGACGCUCCCGCCUCAACCCCUCAGCCUGAGAAUACGCUCCAGGACAUCACGCUCAGCGUCAAGAAGGGCGAGAUGAUCGCGGUCGUGGGUCGCGUCGGUGCGGGCAAGUCGAGCCUCGUCAGCGCCAUCCUCGGCGAGAUGAACAAGGUCGACGGACAAGUCACGGUUCGCGGCACUGUCGCCUACUGCGCGCAACAGCCGUGGAUUAUGGGCGGUACCGUCAAGCAAAACAUCACCUUCGGCUAUCGCUUCGACCCCGAGUUCUACGAGCUCGUUCUCGAGGCGUGCGCGCUCAAGGAGGACCUGAAGCUCCUCCCGCAGGGCGAUGCGACCGAGGUCGGUGAGAAGGGCAUCAGCCUGUCGGGAGGACAGAAGGCUCGCGUCGCACUCGCGCGUGCCGUCUACUCUCGCGCCGACAUCUAUCUCCUCGACGACCCGCUCAGCGCAGUCGACGCACACGUCGGACGCCACCUCUUUGACCGCGUUAUCGGACCGACCGGGCUCUUGCGCGACCGCGCUCGCCUCCUCUGCACAAACGCCAUUCCUUACGUCGAGCAGGCCGACGAAGUGAUCAUGCUCCGUCGCGGCAUCAUCCUCGAGCGAGGCACCUACGCCUCGGCCAUCCAGGGCGAUACCGAGCUGUCCCGCCUGCUCAUCGAGUUCGGCAAGUCGGGCGAGGACAGCGGAUCCGAAUCGGACGAGACUGCCGCCGCCGAGAACGGCUCGGGCGACGAGACGGCGGUCGAGAGCCCCAAGCUGGACGAAGCCAAGCUCGACGCCGAAGACUUGACCGUCAAGCUCAAGAUACAGAACUCGAAGGCGUUGGCCCAGCGCGCCGAACCCAUUCCGGUCGACGAGCAGAAGCGCGCAACGCUCAUCGCCCUCAAGCGCAGCACUCGCCCGAAGGAGAAGCGCGAGCAGGGAUCAGUCAAGAUGGCCGUUUACAAAGAGUACAUCAAGGCGAAUGGUUACCUCGGGGCUUUCUUGUACAUCUUCACGAUCGUCACGCAGCAGGCGUUGCAGAUCGGGACGAACGUGUGGCUUAAGAACUGGUCCCAGCACAACUCGGAUACCGGCGACAACGGCCAUGUUCGCUACUUUCUGUCGAUCUACUUCGCACUCGGCGCGAGCGCAUCGCUCGUCUUCUUCGCCAACGGCAUCCUCUUGUACUCGCUGUGUGUCAUCCGGUCAGCGCGGCUGAUGCACGACAGGAUGUUCCACUCUGUCAUGCGGUCGCCGAUGCUCUUCUUCGAGACGACCCCCAUCGGCACCAUCCUCAACCGGUUCAGUCGCGACAUCUACGUUAUCGACGAGAUGCUUGCUCGCGUCUUCGGAGGCUUCGCCCGGACGCUUGCCGCCGUCUUCGGCAUGGUCGCAGUCAUCACGACAUCCGCGCCGGCCUUCCUCGUCGUCCUCGCCCCGCUCAUCCUGGUCUAUCGUCAAGUGCAGAAGUACUACCUCGCCACGUCGCGCGAGCUCAAGCGUCUUGACGCCACGACCAAGUCGCCCAUCUUUGCGAGCUUCCAGGAGACCCUCGGCGGUCUCUCGACGAUUCGGUCGUACAAGCAGGCGAACCGCUUCGUCGCCGAGAACGAGGCUCGUGUCGACAGGAACAACGAGACGUACUUUGCCAGCGUCAGCUGCAACCGUUGGCUCGCCAUUCGCCUCGAGUUCAUCGGGUCCUGCAUCAUCCUCAGCACUGCCACUCUCGCCGUCUUCACGCUCGUUCGCACCAGCACCGUGAACGCCGGUCUCGUCGGACUCAUGCUAUCGUACGCCCUCUCGACCACGCAAACGCUCAACUGGAUCGUCCGCUCCGCCACCGAAGUCGAGACCAACAUCGUCUCGGUCGAGCGUGUCCAAGAGUACAUCGACUUGAAGCCAGAGGCCCCGCUCGAGCUUCCCGACCGCCAGCCGCCGGCAGACUGGCCGCAGCACGGCACGAUUCGCUUCGACCACGUCAAGGCUCGCUAUCGCGAGAACCUCGACCUCGUCUUGAAGGACGUCUCGUUCGAGAUCAAGGCUGGCGAGAAGGUCGGCGUGUGUGGUCGGACGGGCGCCGGCAAGUCGUCCUUGACGAUGGUCCUCUACCGGAUCAUCGAGCCCGAGGGCGGCGCUGUGCUGAUCGACGGCGUUGACGUCGGCAAGAUCGGCCUACGCGACCUGCGAAGCCGGCUGUCGAUCAUCCCGCAAGACUCGCAGAUGUUCGCCGGCAAGCUGCGCGAGAACCUCGACCCGACUGGGCAGGCGACGGAUGCGCAGUUGUGGGCGGCGCUCGAGCAGUGUCGCCUGAAGGAGCACGUGGAGCGGAUGGAGGGCAAGCUUGACGCACACAUCGACGAGGGCGGCACGAACUUCAGUGCCGGACAGCGGCAGCUGAUCUGUCUCGGCCGCGCCUUGCUCCGCCGCAGCAAGAUCCUUGUACUCGACGAGGCGACCGCAGCCGUCGACGUGGAAAGCGACCGGGACAUCCAGACCGUCAUCCGCCGCGAGUUCUCCACGUGCACCAUCUUCGUCAUCGCUCACCGCCUCAAUACGAUUAUGGACUGCGACAAAAUUCUUGUCAUGAGCGCCGGCGAGGUCGCCGAGUUCGACUCGCCCGCCAACCUCCUCCAGCAGCCCGACAGCAUCUUCCGCUCGCUCGCGCUCGAGGCGGGGCUCGUCAAGAGCAGUGGUACGAAUACGCCAAGGACGGGCGGAGGCAAGACGCCGAAGAGCGGCGCGAUGACGCCUGCGCGGCAGAAUUGA
This is a messenger RNA of Rhodotorula toruloides NP11, 4836 nucleotides long. Its product is annotated as ABC metal ion transporter, putative. Lineage: Eukaryota; Fungi; Basidiomycota; Microbotryomycetes; Sporidiobolales; Sporidiobolaceae. Bases 1 to 4836 code for a protein of 1611 amino acids. Gene Ontology annotation, biological process: transmembrane transport. Gene Ontology annotation, cellular component: membrane. The record is from RefSeq and is a predicted model, not a curated record. Gene Ontology annotation, molecular function: ATP hydrolysis activity; ATP binding; ABC-type transporter activity. The transcript is spliced from 20 exons.